UCGCCUGUUCCGACGCAGACAUGGUGGACUGAUCCCCGGCAGGGCUGAGAGCAGGGAUUCCCGAGGCUUCCCCGCGCGUGGCCCGCCGCGCGCCCCGCGCCCCGCACGCCUCUCGCCGGUGCCCGCGUUCCCGCUGCGCCCCGUGCCCGGUCCCUAUGGAGGCGCCGCUCGCCGGCGAGGCCGCCGACCAUGCCUAGGAGGACCGGGAGCGGGCAGCUGCCGCUACCCCGGGGCUGGGAGGAGGCCAGGGAUUACGACGGCAAGGUCUUCUACAUCGAUCACAACACCAGGAGGACCAGCUGGAUCGACCCCCGGGACAGGUUAACGAAGCCCUUGUCCUUCGCUGACUGUGUCGGGGAUGAGCUGCCAUGGGGAUGGGAAGCAGGUUUCGACCCGCAGAUUGGUGCCUACUACAUCGAUCACAUCAACAAAACCACACAGAUUGAAGAUCCGAGAAAACAGUGGCGGGGGGAGCAGGAGAAGAUGCUCAAGGACUAUCUCUCCGUGGCCCAGGAUGCACUCAGGACGCAGAAGGAGCUGUACCAUGUGAAAGAGCAGAGGCUGGCCCUGGCCCUCGAUGAGUAUGUCCGCUUGAACGAUGCCUACAAGGAGAAGUCCAGUUCUCGCACAAGCCUUUUCUCAGGGUCUUCAUCCAGCACUAAAUACGAUCCUGAUAUUUUAAAAGCUGAGAUCUCCACCACGCGAUUAAGGGUUAAAAAGCUGAAGAGAGAACUCUCCCAGAUGAAGCAAGAACUUCUCUAUAAAGAGCAAGGCUUUGAAACGCUGCAACAAAUUGAUGAAAAGAUGUCUGGAGGCCAGAGUGGGUAUGAACUUAGUGAAGCCAAAGCCAUCCUGACGGAACUGAAGUCUAUCAGAAAAGCAAUCAGCUCAGGAGAAAAAGAAAAGCAAGAUCUGAUGCAGAGUCUCGCCAAGCUGCAGGGGCGCUUUCAUUUGGAUCAGAACAUGGGCAGUUCGGAGCCAGACCUGAGAGCUAGUCCUGUGAACUCUCACCUCUCUCUGUCCAGACAGACCCUUGAUGCUGGGUCACAGACCAACAUUUCUGGAGAUAUUGGGGUGCGGAGCAGAUCAAAUUUAGCUGAAAAGGUCAGGCUGAGUCUCCAGUACGAAGAAGCCAAGAGAAGCAUGGCUAACUUGAAAAUUGAACUGUCAAAGCUGGACAGUGAGGCCUGGCCCGGGGCCCUGGACGUCGAGAAGGAGAAACUGAUGCUGAUCAAUGAGAAAGAAGAACUUUUGAAAGAGCUACAGUUCAUCACCCCGCAGAGACGCACGCGGGACGAGCUGGACCGCCUGGAGGCAGAGCGCCAGCGACUGGAGGAGGAGCUGAUGUCCUCGAGGGGCUUGCCAAGCCGGGCUCUGGCUGAGAGAUUGAAAUUAGAAGAGAAAAGAAAAGAGCUGCUACAGAAACUUGAAGAAACUACUAAAUUAACUACUUAUUUGUAUUCACAACUUAAAAGCCUCUCCUCCAGCACACUGUCCAUGUCAUCUGGGAGCAGUCUGGGCUCCCUGAACACCUCCAGCAGAGGCUCCCUCAACUCCCUCAGCUCCAGUGAGCUCUGCUACAGCAGCCAGGCCGAGUCGAUGGACGCAGACUAUCAGUGUAAACUGGACUUCCUUCUUCAGGAGAAGGGCGGUUACAUCCCUUCUGGGCCCAUCACCACCAUCCACGAACAUGAGGUGGUCAAGUCUCCCAGCCAGCCUGGGCAGAGUGGACUGUGUGGGGUGGCGUCUGCAGCAACCAGCCACACUCCUCCACUGACCGAGGCCUCCAAGUCAGUGGCGUCCCUCUCCUCCAGGUCCUCUCUCUCGUCCUUGUCCCCUCCCGGCUCUCCUCUGGUCUUGGACAGCACAUUUCCGGUGUCGUCACAUGACACCCCUCUGCACGGGUUCCCUGUUGACCUUGAGGACUGUGGACUGAGUAGCCACUUUGCUGAUAUCAGCCUUAGCGAAAAUCAGGUCUCGCUGGAUUCGGAUUUAGGAGCAUCCCAGUCCCUCUUAGAGGACAAAGAUCUUGAUGAAUGCACGGGGCAGCUGCUAUAUGAAGGAACAACAGAUGUGGAAAAGUCGUUGCCCAAAAGACGAGGAAUCCACAUGCGUGGAGACAAAAUUGCGCGUGUGUCAGCUGCUGCCUCCGAUGAGUCUGUGGCUGGAGACAGUGGGGUCUACGAAGCUUCCAUGAAACAGCCUGGCGAAAUGGAGGACGCUCCCUAUCGUGAAGAGGAUGUCACCAUUGUGGAGACUGCCCAGGUGCAGAUAGGACUCAGAUAUGAUACAAAAAGUUCAAGUUUCAUGGUGAUUAUAGCACAACUCCGAAAUCUUCAUGCCUUCUUGAUACCUCAUUCUUCAAAAGUGUAUUUCAGGGUUGCUGUGCUCCCCUCCUCGGCGGAUGUCAGCUGUCUAUUUCGAACAAAAGUCCAUCCGCCCACGGAAUCUGUGCUGUUCAAUGACGUGUCCAGGGUGGCCAUUUCUCAGGCAGCCCUGCAGCAGAAGACCCUGAGAGUUGAUCUUUGCUGUGUCAGCAAACACCACAGGGAAGAAUGCCUGGCUGGGACUCAGAUCAGCCUGGCAGAUUUACCAUUUUCCAAUGAGAUUUUCAUGCUGUGGUAUAAUUUACUUCCUUCCAAGCAAACGCCUUGCAAAAAGAACGAAGAAGAAAGCAAAGAGCCUGUACUUCAACCCAACGAGCCAGAACUAGGUUCUAUAGACUUGGAUGCCGUGUCAGCCUUACUUGCAAGAACUUCAGCUGAGCUGUUGGCUGUGGAACAAGAACUGGCCCAGGAGGAGGGGGAGCUGAGGCCGGAAGAACAGCGGGGUCCGCGGGGAGAUUGCUUAACGAUGCUAAGAGAGGCCUCCGAUGAAGCCGUGGGCACAAAAGAAGCUCAAGUUCACUUGGCUGGGGGCAGCCGCUGCCCUGGAGACCCGAGUUCAUGCGCUAGCGGGCCCGCGACGAGGGAGGACCAGCAUAGGAAAGAAAGCCAGCAUGCCGAAGACCCUAGUCAGUCACCGCCCGGCAUUCCCACACUGGUUGAUAAGGAGACGAAUACUGAUGGAGCCAUUGAUGUCAACAUGUCAGUUCGCCCCAAAGACCGCAGCAGCCUGAGCUCCCGACAGCAUCCCUUUGUGAGGAACAGCGUGAUAGUGCGCUCCCAAACCUUCUCCCCAGGCGAGCGGAGCCAGUACAUCUGCAGGUUAAAUCGGAGUGACAGUGACAGUUCAACCUUGGCCAAAAAGUCAUUGUUUGUGAGAAACUCCACCGAACGACGCAGUUUGCGGGUUAAAAGGGCAGUCUGCCAACCCACCCUCAGGAGGACGGCUCAGGAAUGCCCUGUCCGCACAUCUCUAGACCUGGAGCUGGACCUGCAGGCCUCGCUGACCCGUCAGAGUCGCCUCAACGAUGAGCUGCAGGCCCUGAGGGACUUACGGCAGAAGCUGGAGGAGCUGAAAGCUCAGGGAGAGACUGACCUUCCCCCGGGCGUGCUGGAGGAUGAGAGAUUCCAGAAGCUUCUGAAGCAAGCAGAGAAGCAGGCUGAGCAGACCAAGGAAGAGCAGAAGCAAGACCUGAAUGCGGAGAAGUUGAUGAGGCAGGUCUCCAAGGAUGUGUGCCGGCUGCGGGAGCAGAGCCGGAAGGUGCCUCGGCAGGUGCAGUCCUUCAGGGAGAAGAUAGCCUACUUCACACGAGCGAAGAUCAGCAUCCCGUCCCUGCCUGCUGAUGACGUGUGACCUCGCCUCGCGGCUUAACACUACUUCUUGCCUGCUCACUUUCCAAGGGAGGGUCAAAGACUGAACAUUUCCUGGUUUUGUUUUUUUGUUGGGGGAGGGGCUUUUGUUUCCUGUAACAUAACUGACAACUCUUGAAGAACUUUCAUUCCACACCAGUUUCAUCAGGUUACUCUGUAAAGUGUGUUGAAUGUAACUCUUACAUGCUUUGAGAAGGAAAACAGAUUCACAGAACAGAAGUGGGGUAGCCUGAUCCACACCCCGUAGUACAGUGUGCGUCACCCCCGCGUUUCACUGUGCAGAAUGGGACAGAGGCAGCGGGGGCCCAGUGUCUAACCACUGAGCCAACUGCAGGAGGCAGCUACCCGGGAGCCUGCGAAGCGGGAACCACACCAUUCUAGAAAGCCACUCUCUCCACCCGGAGUGCACACAAGCAAGCGUCACUCUGAGUCCACCCAAAGCAGGUGCCCUGUUCCUUCCAAGUCUGGCCACCUUGUGUCUGCCCUCCUAACCUUGUCUAAAGAAAACAAAAGCAUGAAAUACUGAGUACAAGAUGUGAAAAGCAAAGGUAUAUUCCUACUGUGGAGAGCUGUGGUCAGGCCAGAGAGAAAGAGGGGCACCAUCUCCCAAAAAGCACACCAAGGAAACUCAACUGAUGUUGGGUGGCCACUGCUUCUAACGCAAUCUGAAUGUGCACGGCUUUGUCAGUUUCCGGUCUGCACCAGGUUUUGUCCCAGGGAUAAAGACAAUGCCACAGAGAAGCGUGUCAUGGCCCUGGGCUCUGAUAACAGUGCAGGCUGUGCAGAGGGGACACACCCUAGGUGAGGCCCAAGAUGGCAGUCAGUGCAGGUGGUGAGGAGGGGACACACCCAUGUUCAUUAGGUGAGAUCGGAGGACAGGGCGCAUCCUAAUGACAUCAUAAUCAACAGGUUUCUUCACUUACUUGAAAUUAUUUCGAAGCUGUCAACUCUAGGGGAUUCUAUCAGUGAUUCAUAGGCAGUGAACAGGAGCAAAACAAUGGGUGUGCCUGAGAGGACUCGGAGUGUAGACUGGACCACUCAAAAAUAUAUGUUCUGGGCAAACAAGCUUGAGCUAGAAAUUGUCAACAUGUCCUGCUCUCCAGGUUAGGUUUUAACUCACCAGACCCGGGCACUUCUUAAAAAAAAAAAAAGAAAAGAAAAAAAAAGCUCAGCAUAGCUUUGCCAGCAUACAAGUGUUAAGAUACAUAGUUUUUAGGUAAUUUAAACCAUACUUACUUAGUCUGUCAUACUGGAAGAAGCUGUGUUUUGGUGAGCCAUCUUAUAUAGCAAGCUAAAUUAUUUUUAUUUUUUUAAUGCAAAAUAAUUUUAUAGGAAUUUUAAAAAAGAAAGUUAGGCAAGGAAAAAAAUCUGUUUAAAAAGAAGAGUUAUGUUCUGCUGGAAUCCCCAUUAGUGAGAAUUUUUAUUUUCUUGAAUCUAUGCAUAUUUUAGAACGUUCAUUUUAUCAGAAUCAUUAUUUAUACUCAGCCAGAACUUAAGUUACUGCACCUAAAACUUCAACCGUUUUUUUCCCCUAAAUGUUGCACAGCUUACGCAACCUCUUAGAAGAUGUAGCUGGACGUGACACUACUUGGAAUAAAAAAAGAGCCUAGUGGCAGGCUGAGCACUCUCCCGGGCUGCCCAGUUUGCCCUGUGGGCACCUGAAGGAAGCUGGAGUGCCAUCCAUCAUUGUCAAGGUCAAAUGUGAACAGCAGAGUCUUAUUUAAUAUAGUGCUAAAGUAAAGGUCAGCUGUCCCCGGCGUCAUAUUUGACCCACGAAAAUGUUCAUAGAAUUUUGUGUAGUUGUACCGUACGAUUUUAUUUUCAUUUAUUUAUUUGCGGUCUUAUUUAUGUUGUGUUUAAUAUAUAGUUUGGUUCUGGCCAUCUUAAAUGUUGGGCUUACAAGAGGCUAUAUUGGAGUAUUUGCAGCCUCAGGAUCUUCACCAGACUUCUUGCUAGCUUUUCGUAAUACAGAACGUCUCAGAUAAGUAUUAAAGAAUAGAGUGUCUCAGGCUGUGACUAGGGGACUUUGGUUUUAUUUUACACAACGUGCUCAUUUCUAACAUGAGAGAGAAAUGCAUUCUAGCAGGACCCACACAGGACCCACACUCUAAAGCCAGCAAUAGUUUUAUGUAUUACAGGCAGCUUUAUGUAGUCCUGUCACAUUUGUAUUAACCCAUGAUGCAGAAAACAUUUUACUAACUCGAUCACAAAACCAUAUGAACAAAUAAAAAUUUUAAUAUUAUGAAAAAUAUUUUUAAAGGUAGAAUUAUUCUUCACAGGACAAAAAGAAUUUAGUAUUUAGCUCUCAAGUUUGGAUUAUCAGUAUAUUAUUACCAUUUUAUAUAUCAGACUCUUAAAUGUUACAGGUACAAAAAGAGUAUUACUUGCCAAAUGAACAAAGUUUAGCUGAGUCUCUAGCAUACAAAUUAAAUACAUUUAAAAUUUUUUGCUAUGGAUUUAUAUUAUAUUAAAUAUGAGAAGCUCAGGACUGAACUAAAUAUUUAAGCAGGUUAGAUUCUGAAUGUUUCCGUUUUCAUUCGUGCUGUUUGUGAAAGUAUUCAAAUACAUCACACAGAUUGACUCCCAUUGCUGCACGUUCCCUUUGUUUGUGGAUGGAAAACAAGUUCAGUGAUUUUUUUUAAACAAAGAUAUGUAUUUCCUAAUACUGUAUUUUAAUGUUGCUUAUUGUUGAGUUAAUUUCCCUGAUUGGCACAAGUACAAGAAUCUACUUGAACCUUGUACCAAGCAAAUAUAAAAUGUUCCAUGGAGAAUUCCUCAAACCAAAA
Molecule: messenger RNA, 6541 nt
Organism: Mesocricetus auratus (golden hamster)
Lineage: Eukaryota; Metazoa; Chordata; Mammalia; Rodentia; Cricetidae
Gene: Wwc2
Product: WW and C2 domain containing 2
Exons: 23
Coding region: 190-3738 (1182 amino acids)
Biological process (GO): regulation of hippo signaling; negative regulation of organ growth; regulation of DNA-templated transcription
Cellular component (GO): cytoplasm
Molecular function (GO): molecular adaptor activity; kinase binding
Source: RefSeq, a predicted model, not a curated record